AUUCUUGGAGCGAAAAAAAGUGCAAACGUCAAAGGGAGAGAAAAAUUCCUUCAGUGUUUGUGAAAAAGUCCCAUUUUCUCCAUUAAAAAUAAACACAAAAACUCCACAAAAGGACUUAAAAUUCCCCCCUGAAUGUGUCCUCUGUGAAAUUGUUUUUAAAAUCCUGCUAAAAUUGUUAAUAGUAUUGAAAAAUCGGUGUGUUUAGUUUUGUACCUGGGGGAGACCUAACCUCACUUUGCAUCACCAUUGAAAGGGUUGAAAUUUCAGGGAUUUUCAUCCCUUUGCGGGAAUGUCCUGUGCCUAGGAGUGAUUGAAAGUGAAAGUUCACAGCCUGGAGUGUUUUUCUACGUGAAAACAAAAGUGCGUCAGUGCGGGAUUUGGUGCGGAAUUGGGGUGAGAAAUCAGCUGGGUCAACAAAAGAGGAAGAAGGGUUUGCAGAAGUCGCGCUUCUGACGUCACGCAAUUUUUAAUUGCUAAUUUUGCUAAUCUCCGUUGCUCUCGUGGCAUUUUUUUCUGGCAAGGAAAGCACAAUAACUUCAAUUGACAAAAAUUUAAUUUUAAAUUUAAUUGUAAAAAUAAACCCCACACCAAAGUGAUAAGAAAAAAAAUUAUCAGUGUGAAGACUCUGUGAGAAAAUCAUCCGUGCGCGGGGAAGAUGAGUGAUGAGAAUGUGGUGGAAGCAAAAAAGCCCACAAAGCCAGAGGUCAGUGAGUGCGAUACAGCCAGUGAAGCAUCCUAUGCACCGUCAACGUCAUCGCACAAACCAUCGGGGAUUAGGCCGCCCUCCGUAAGAAUUGGGCGGCUCUGCACGUCCGCGCAUUGUACACCAAAGGCCUCCCAUCCGCCACUGUCGGAAAGCAAAAAUGGAUCACUGAGCUCAGAUCUGUACUGGGAAGCUACAGGUCGUCGUCGAAGUUCAGAUCAGGGAAUUGUUCUGACCACCGAUACCGACAGCUUUAUUAUUGGGCAACGUGUAUGGGUGGGUGGUGUACGCCCUGGGCACAUUGCUUACAUUGGUGAGACACAUUUUGCCCCUGGAGAUUGGGCUGGAGUCGUGCUAGAUGAGCCAAGUGGCAAAAAUGAUGGAUGUGUGUCGGGAAAGCGCUACUUCCAGUGCGAACCGAAGCGCGGAAUCUUUUCACGACUCACACGUCUCACGCGUGAGCCUCUACUCACGGCUGAUUCAACAGAUGACCUCUAUAGGAGCCCAUCACGUACACCCGCAUCCCCUGUGCGUACAAUUUCGCCACCCUCGAGUGUCCGCAAUAGCGUAACACCAUCGCGUACGGGCACCAAGGGUGGUAUGCACGUGGGGGAUCGUGUGAUUGUGAGUUCGGGCUUUGGGAGUCGCCCUGGGGUGCUAAAAUACAUUGGGGAGACAUCAUUUGCCCCGGGGAAUUGGUGUGGGGUGGAAUUGGAUGAUCCCACUGGGAAGAAUAAUGGAUCUGUCGAUGGAAUCAGAUACUUUGAAUGCGCAGAUAAAUACGGGAUCUUUGUCCCAUUAGCCAAGGUGACACUAUCACCAACGGCCAAGAAAACCUUUACACGACUCCCAAGGUCCAAUUCAAAGGAAUCCCUCACGUCAAUUGGAACCCUUGGUAGUAUGGCGUCGACGAAUACAUCGAGAUUGCGAAUGGGGGCUAAUGCUCAGAGGCUUUCAUCAUCCACGAAGCCAAUAACCACGCCAAAAAAUACCUUUUCCCUACAGGAUGUUUUGCGUGAGAAGCAGAAUCACAUUGAGCAAUUGCUGGCUGAGAAGGAUCUCGAUCGGCAAGAUGCGGAAAUUCAAUCAAUGAUGUAUCAAAAGGAUAUCAAUGAGCUGAGACAGAAAGUUGCAGACUUGGAGGGACGUCUCAAGGAAGAGAAGCGAAAGAAUGAAGAUUUGCAAUUCACCGUGGAUGAAGCACAAUUCUGUGGCGAUGAGCUUUCGGCGAAAAAAAUUAAAUUGCUGGAAGCCCAGAGUCAGGAGUACAAGGAAAGGAUCACGAAAUUGGAGGAAGAAUUGGCGCAUUCGAAGACGUCGUCAAUCACAACGGAACCUAAUGGAGAUUCCGGGCAGCUGAAAGAACUCACCGAAAAGGUGGAGGAAUUGAAAAAAUCCUUGGUAGCACGUGAGGAGGAGCUAAAGAAUGUCCGGGAAGAGGAGAAGGAGCGCUCAAAUAAAAUCCUGGAACUUCAGCAGAAGCUAAUUGAGGCUGAAAGUACGUUGGAUAUUAAAGUUUCCAGCUUGAGUGUGUCUGAAAAUUGCCUCAAAGAAGAGAUUCAGCUUCUCUCCACGCAAAAUGAUGAGCUUCGUGAUGAAAUGGAGAAGCAAAAGCAAUCCUUCGUAUCCCUCGAGGAGGCUCAGAAGAAUCUCCAAAAUGAGAAUGAAAUCCUAAAGCAAAAACUUGCCGAGGGAGGAAAGACGUCGUCUGGGAUGCAGGAAAUUAUUGCAAAUCUCGAGAAGGAGAAAGAAGAAAUUCCUCGCUUGAAGACCUUGCUGGCCGAGGCUGAAGCAUCCCUGCAGAAGAACGCCCAGACUAUUCAGGAGUUUGAGAAGAAAUUCCAGGAGGAGCAAGAAAAAAUCACAGAAGUAACAAAAUCUUUGGAAGCGUCGAGAAAAUCCGAAAACACCCUGAAGCACGAAAUUCAGGAGAAAUCCUCAAAGAUUCAGGAGCUUGAGAAGGAAAUAACCGAUGUGGCUGCAUCGAGAAAAAUCGCGGAGACGGAGAAACUUUCCAAUGAGGGGAAAAUCCGGGAGUUUGAGGUGAUUAUUGAAUCACUAAAGAAGCAAAUUUCCGAAGCAAAUUCCGCCACAACUUCCUCCCGGGAGGAAGUAGAUAGUGUCCGGAAGAUUCUGAGCAAUCAGGAGCAAUCUACGGGGGAAUUGCGUGCUGAAUGUGAUGCCCUGAAGAAGAAACUUCACGACACUGAAGCAGCACUGGAGGAAAAGCUGCGAGAUCUCGCACGAGAGAGUGAAGAGAAAUCCCAGAAAAUUCACGAAUGUGAAGAUCUUAAGGAGAAGAUCACAUUGAAUGCCACCAAAUACGAACAGGAAGCUCAGAAGAAUGCCACAGCAAUGGAGGCAAUCAAGGAGGAAGUGCGAAAACUCUCAGAGAGCCUCAAGGCUGCCGAGAAUGAGAAGGAAUCCCUGAAGAAGUUGCUGGAAGCAGGGGAGGAGGUGAAGAAAUCCCUGGAGGAGAAUGUUGAGAAUCAGAAGCGUCAAAUUGAGGGACUUACCACAAAUUUAACCGAGCUGGAUGGGCAGAAAAGCUCCCUGCAGGAGAAUUUCAAUCAACUAGAUCUCACGCAUGGAGAUUUGGUCAGGAAGUUCAAGGUUCUCGAGGAAAAAUGCACUCAAAUGACCACAGAGAAGCAAACUCUUCAGCAGGAACUCACAGCUGUGAGGAAUUCCUCCGUGGAUGUUAAUUCCGAAGUGACGAGACUCACGCAGGAGUUGGAGAUGAAGAAAACAAACCUGGAGAGUCUUUCGGAGAGCUCAACAGCCACCAAAUUGACCCUCGAGACGAAGAUUCAGGAACUCAGUCAGCUUGUGGAGCGUCUCCAGGGGGAACUGGACACAGUGGGUAGUCAGAAGAUAAACCGAGAGAAUGAGCUUAACGGAGAGCUGGCCAGGACGAAGGAACUCAUGCAGAAUGAGGUGGAAGCAACCAAGAAGAAAUUCCAGGAGGAACGUGAGAAGAUGAUUCAGGAGAUUAAUGCAAAAAUUGACGAAGCUGAAGCCACUCGGGCUAAUCUCACAGCCUCCAUUGCACGCCUCGAGGAGAGCAUAAGUGGCCUUCAGAAGGAGCUGGAAAACUCCCGGAAUCAUGAGAAGGUCACCGAAAGAGAGCUGGAGGAAGCUCGUAGGCAAUUUGAUGGGCUCGAAAGGAAUCUCACGAAGGAUUUGGAAGCUUCGCGCGCAAAGAUUGCCACCCUGGAGCUUUCUGCCGCCUCAAGGGAUUCAUCCCAGACGGAACUCCUGCAGCGCAUUGCGGAGAAAGAUUCAGCCCUUGCGGAUGUGCGGGAUGAGCGGGAUACGCUCAAAGUGGAAGUUGGUGCCUUGAGGGAGAACUUUGAGAGACAAAUUCGGGAAAUUGUUGAGCUGAAAUCCACCGCGGAGGCUGCAAUGAAGGCCAGUGAGGCUGAGAGCAGGAAAACCCGGGAGAUUGAUGAGAAACUCCGUGAUAUGGAGGAUGAACAGGUGGAUCUUGUGGAUAGGAAUGAGCAGAUGACUGUGAAGAUUGCCGAAAUGGAAGCUGAGAGGGACGGCCUGCUGAAAUCUCUCGAAGAAGCCACCGUUAGGUCGGAAAGUCAAGCUCGGGAGCAGAUGGAGCGAGAUAGAAACAUCCAGGAUUUGCAGGGAGAACGAGAUGCUGUGCGGGAGGAACUCAAGGCCACUGUGGCACAUGUUGCGGACCUGAAAAACCAGUUGGAAGCCAAAACGGCGGAACAAGCUACGCUGGAGGGGGCAAUUGCAGAACUAAAGGGUAGCUUGGGAGCUGCAGAGGUGACAAUCCGGGAGAAGGAAGCAAAACUCGUGCACAUUGUGACGGAAUCUGAAGGCUUCCAGAAUAGUCUGAGGGAAGAUCUUGCCCGGAAGGUGGAUGCAAGUGAGAAGCUGGAGAAGAAAGUAAGAGAUUUGGAUGACACCGUGAGGAACCUCAAGGAAUCCCUGGAAAGUGCCAACAAGGCGAAGGCGAAGGCUGAAGAAGCUGCCCGGACAUUUGAGGCAAGUGUGAUGAAUCUCAAGAAAUCCUCAGAUGAAGUGGACUCAUCGCGUGCAAAGCAGGAUGCUCAAAUUGCCCAACUAUCGAAGCAACUUGAGGAGCUUCAGGAGAACAUCUCACGGCGGGAUGAGCGCAUUGGGCAGCUGGAGAAGCAGGAAAAUCUCCUAAAGAGUGAAGUGGCGAUGCUGCAGAAUCGCAUGGGGGUGCUUCAGGCAACCCUCGAUGACCGGGAGUUGCAGCUGAAAGUUACCAAGAGUCAGCUGGAGGCAGCCAAGAGUAAUCCCGUCGCUGCUCAGGCUGUUGGUGAUGUUGCAGAUGACACAGAUGCCGGAGCGCAGAUAAACUUCCUCAAUAGCAUCAUUGCAGACAUGCAGCGAAAGAAUACGGAGCUCGUAGCGAGGGUGCACCUCCUGGAGACGGCUCCAGCGGCAGAUUCGAGUCACAAUGGCUUGAAUCUGGAGAUGCCAGUGCGCCGGAAGCCAGCUCCGCGUCUCUUCUGUGACAUUUGUGAUAUUUUCGAUGCACACGACACCGAGGAUUGCCCCCUGCAGGCGUCAGAUAGUCCAGUACCACCGGAAAUUACCCGCAAUCCCGGAGAACGUGUCAUCCCACCAGCACGGAAAUAUUGCGAAUCUUGCGAAGUUUUUGGCCAUGAGAUUGGCGAAUGUGACAACGAUGAAUCCUUCUAAGCCCAGGGAACUUCCGGAGGAGGACAUUAGAUAGCCCAAAUGUUUUGUUUUGUUGAGAGAAAAAAAAACUCUGUGUUCGUUUUCAUUAAAUUUUUAGAUCAAUUUCAUACAAAUUCUAA
Molecule: messenger RNA, 5517 nt
Organism: Lutzomyia longipalpis
Lineage: Eukaryota; Metazoa; Arthropoda; Insecta; Diptera; Psychodidae
Gene: CLIP-190
Product: restin homolog
Exons: 13
Coding region: 656-5398 (1580 amino acids)
Source: RefSeq, a predicted model, not a curated record